Messenger RNA from Papaver somniferum (opium poppy), 1105 nucleotides. Its product is annotated as protein PELPK1-like. The transcript has a single exon. NCBI's taxonomy places the organism in Eukaryota, Viridiplantae, Streptophyta, Magnoliopsida, Ranunculales, Papaveraceae. The coding region runs from base 73 to 885 and encodes 270 amino acids. The record is from RefSeq and is a predicted model, not a curated record.
GCAGCUACUUCAUUUCAUCAAAACAACUUGCACUUUCUUGAACUCUAAUCUAAAACCUCAACACUCAGUUGUAUGCCUCUUGCACAACCCAUGGCUUGUACUAAGCUUGUUUUGGUUUUCUCUUUUAUCAUCACAUUGUCAUGGGUCAAUCUUGGGGUUUCGGCUCGACAUCUUUUGGCUGAUGACCAAGUGACUCCAUCCCCUGCGAAACCCACCAUUCCAUCUCUGAAAAUUCCAUCACUACCCAAGAUGCCUACGGUUCCAUCUCUCAAAGUUCCUUCACUGCCCAAGAUGCCUACAGUUCCAUCUGGAAAAAUUCCUUCACUACCCAAGAUGCCGACUGUCCCGGCACGGCCGAAAUUUUCAACUCCACCAGUGCCUAGUACUAAUAGCAAACUACCUUCUCGGCAUCUUUUGGCAGAUGUUCCAGCAACUCCUGCCCCUACGAAACCCACCAUUCCAUCUCUCAAAGUUCCUUCAGUACCCAAGAUGCCUACAGUUCCAUCUCUCAAAGUUCCCUCACUGCCCAAGAUGCCGACUGUCCCGACACUGCCAAAAUUUACAACUCCGCCAUCCCCUAGUACUAAGAGUAAAAUACCUUCUCGACAUCUUUUGGCUGAUGUUCCGCCAACUCCUACCCCUAUGAAAGCCGCCACUCCAUCUUUAAAAAUCCCUUCAUUACCCAAGAUGCCUACCCUGCCGAAAUUUGCACUUCCUCCAAUGCCUAGUUUCGCUGGUAAACUACCUUCUUUCCCUGGCAAAGGUAGUUUUACUGGUAAAUUACCUUCUUUCCCUGGUAAAGGCACGUCGUUUUCACUGCCUGGUAAUGCUACUCUUCCAAAGUUCCCCUCAUUCACUCCUCCUCCAACUCCCAAAACCCCCUGAAGUUGACGAUCUAGUGACCGGAUUCUUUACAUAUAAUUGUGUGAUUUUUGCCUCAGCAUGUUUUUUUUUGGUGUAAUAAUUUGAGCGAGAAAGAAGGUCGAUAUGGAAUAUGAAAAUCUAUCUUUACGCUCCUAGAGUCAUAACUAGAUGAGCUUGUGGUAUUCAUCUUUUGCUUGUAAUUUGUCUGGAAAUUAUGAUUCCGUUGUUUGUGUGAUUUCAA